AGACGAUCCGAGGUCGCACGUACAAUGCGAGCAGGCGAGCAGCAGCUUUUAGAGGUCUCGGUCAGCUGCGCGGGGGCCAGUGCUCCAGUGGGUUGUGCCGCAUAGGAGGAAAGAAGCGGAGGAAAAAAAGUGUGUCAUCCGGAGCUGGCGAGGAAAGGCGGCCAGCGAACGGAGCGAAAACAUGGACGGCCUGCUGAGAGAUCGUCUCACCAUGCUGGCCGCACUGGGCACGGGUGUCGUCGUUGGCAUCAGCGGCAUCUACCUCUACUACCGGCUCAACCGCACGGUCAGCCGCGAGCUGAGCAGCCUGGCGUGCAGCAUCGCCGACCUCCGAAGAGAGAUCGAGCAGCUGAGGACCGAGGAAAGGGGCGAGACGCCCGUGAAGUCCGACUCCGUGCCGUUACAGCAUUCCCUGCGCGAAGACGACGAAGAUGACGAGUACUACGACUUCACCGACGUCGAGGACGCCUCGUGGACGGGGCUGCGCGAGGCUGGAGACAGUGCGUGGCUCGACUCGCUCGAUGCCGAGCUGGACCGGCCUGGGGACAAGCAAGCGCUGCUCAACAGCAUGCUGGCUCGCGAGUCACAGUAUUCCCGCUCGUGCGCUUACUUCUGGCGGCUUGCCAAGGCAUCGCACCUGUGCGGCUUGCAGAUGAAGCCUGGCCGCGCUAAGGAAGAGCUCGCUCGUCAAGCAUUUGCCCGUGCCCAGCAGGCCCUGCGGCUAGACGAGUCCAGCCCAGAGGCACACAAGUGGUACGCCAUAACACUCGGUGCACUCUCCGAGUACGUCAGCACCCAGGAGAAGAUUGAGAAUGGCUACCGCUUCAAGGAACACGUGGACACAGCAGUGCGGCUCAAGCCCCAGGACCCAACGCUGCACCACAUGCUGGGCCGCUGGAGCCUCGAGGUCGCAACACUUUCUUGGUUGGAGCGCAAGCUGGCCGGUGCCCUCUACAGCCGUCCACCAGACUCGACUGCGCAGGAGGCACGAGCCCACCUUUUGGCGGCUGACAAGCUGCGGCCAGACUGGAAGGAAAACCUGCUCUACAUUGCCAAGACGUACAUCUGUGAAGGGCAUUACGGACCUGCCAUGGCGUGGAUUGACCGUGCCGCAGCCCUUCCUGUCGUGGACCCUGGUGACGACACCGUGCAAAAGGAAGUGGAAAACCUGCAGCAGCAGUACCAACGUUACCGGCCAUGAACAAGGCUCUCCCUCAUCGGACGACGUAACACCCCGUUCACGAGAGCUACCACAUUCGACCAUGAAUGGGGUUCGCUGUUGCCUCUGUAUGCCGAAAAACGGAAGUGUCGGACGAGAAGAGGCAUCUACUACAUUAGACACUCUUCAGUGACACAUGUCCCGUUGUGAAUACGCAACCGUUGUUUAAAUCUUGGGGGUAACCAUGGAAGGGCGUGACUUGGCGCGUUAUAACACUGGCACGGCACCUAGAGUGUUCUUACGUAAGACUUCUUGCUCGCUAUUUACUACCUUUCACAAGGCCAGUGGUCAUGCCGAGGACAUUACAGCCCUUUAAAGGUCUGUGCCGUGCGCGUAAUGGUGGAGAUGUGAGCAGAGACGGGCGUCGACGUUUGCUCUGCGCCUCUGCAGUGCCGCAUCUUAUGUUUGUUUUUGUUUCGAGAUGACCUUUUUUUAUCCACGCUCGACCAACGGCUUGGAACCCCUACAUGGUGCUGGGAAAGUCAACUAUAUAUACACAUGUUAAUAUCUGUUGUUUAGCUGAGGUAUGGGAUCAUUAUUUCUGACGUUACAACAUGGUUAUUCUUUGUUACGUGACUUCUCUCUUACAUUCUUACAUACCGUGCUCGUAUAUGCCCGAGCUGCGUGGUAAUGCCGUUUUGCCUCAUUUCACGUCGCCUUGCCGGGCACAACUUGAAGGUCUCGUGCUGCGCAAGGGAUAAAGGGCGGCGAAAUGGCACGGUAGUGUGACGACAGUCUUUGUAAACGCUCAGGCUUUGCAGAUGAGUGUUGCAUGGUAUAACAGCUUCAGCGCAAUAUGGACAAGUGAUAUUACAAGCAGCAACACAAGGGCAGUGCUGCCAGUUGUUUAACACUACCAGAAGUAUACUUUAUGUUGUGACCUUCUUUACAUAUUACAUCUGUGCAACACUGAAGCUAUUGCAUUAUAUCUUGUAGGCUUAUAUUUAUGCCGCUUAGCUGUCAAUUCUUAUAAUGAAGAGAUAAGAGCACACUGUGAUGCCACGCGUUGUGGUGUAGAUGAUCCUUGUUGAACGAGAACUUGACGACAACUUUUUAACUGUCUCUCAUUUAGGGUCGCUUGACAUUUUUUUUCUUGUUUGUUUCAGACAGCAUGCGAAAAAGCUCUUCUGGAGCAGUUACAAGGACAGUUUUCGAUAAAAAUGCACAUUUGACAGCACUCAUGACAGAAGGAUUGAGUAUUAUCGAGCACUAGUACUGUGUCCAAAUAGAAUAGCUUUCAUUCAGUGAAAGUUUAAACAUAACUCGCUG
Messenger RNA from Rhipicephalus sanguineus (brown dog tick), 2488 nucleotides. RefSeq names its product regulator of microtubule dynamics protein 2. Gene Ontology annotation, cellular component: mitotic spindle pole; spindle microtubule; cytoplasm. The record is from RefSeq and is a predicted model, not a curated record. NCBI's taxonomy places the organism in Eukaryota, Metazoa, Arthropoda, Arachnida, Ixodida, Ixodidae. Bases 182 to 1201 code for a protein of 339 amino acids. The transcript has 7 exons. Gene Ontology annotation, molecular function: microtubule binding.